Messenger RNA from Tribolium castaneum (red flour beetle), 2731 nucleotides. RefSeq names its product ATP-binding cassette sub-family G member 1. Gene Ontology annotation, molecular function: ABC-type transporter activity; ATP hydrolysis activity; ATP binding. The record is from RefSeq and is a predicted model, not a curated record. Gene Ontology annotation, biological process: transmembrane transport. Lineage: Eukaryota; Metazoa; Arthropoda; Insecta; Coleoptera; Tenebrionidae. The transcript is spliced from 9 exons. Gene Ontology annotation, cellular component: membrane. Bases 549 to 2516 code for a protein of 655 amino acids.
UCUAGUAAUGGGUUCGUCUAAUAUUUACUUAAAAAAAUAAAACAUUGCAAAUUCUCUCUAUUUCCGCAAUUAGUGCGCGUCAAGAUAAUCUUCGGUCUGGUUUGCUGACUAAAUUACAAUCCUCAUUGUCACAAAAUCCGAAACUAAACAAUAAACAUUACGGAUAUCAUAGAUAAUGAGCUGCGUUGUUUCCUCUUCAUUUUAUCCACCCUCUCAUCCGUGAAAUGUGUAUUUCGAAUGCUAAAUCGUCGAUUUGUGCCUUUGAUUCGCUUCUCACGCUUAAAUUUAAACACUUGACUUCUUGCCCCAACUGGUGGGCAGUAACGAUAACGGUGGGAAGUUUUAAAAUCGAGCCUGCGUUAAUUGUUUCUGUUAUCAGUGAUAAGUCGCGAUAGGCGCAGUUUAGUCAUCACACGAAACAACCAAGUCCUCCUGUUUCGACUUUUCCACGAGAUGAAACAACACGAAUGUUGAUAACAAAGAAAGGAGAAGAAGAGAGUGGGGCUUGAGCGUGAUAGUGGUGAAAAUCGCGCAGUUUCUGUGUAGCGAUGGAGAAGACAACGUCCACACCGUCGCUACACUCGAAAUUCCUGAAACGACCGGAUUCCCUCCAGUUGGAGCUUUUGCCCAUUCCGGAGGAUGGACCCCUGGCCAAGUACCAGCAAAGCUCGACGGGCUUGGUGCAUGUCGGGUUCAAGGACCUCACCUACACCGUCAAGGAGGGAAUCCUGCGAAGGAAACCAAGAGACCUUUUACGUAAAGUGAACGGCGAAUUUUCGGCCGGAGAACUAACAGCAAUAAUGGGCCCUUCCGGCGCUGGUAAAUCAACCCUUAUGAAUAUAUUAGCAGGAUAUACGAGAUCAGGAGUGGCAGGAAAGCUUCUCGUAAAUGGUGAAGAAAGAGAAGAAAGUACAUUUAGGAAACAAUCGUGUUAUAUAAUGCAAAAUGACAAUCUCCAGCCUUUGCUCACAGUUCAUGAGGCAAUGACUGUGGCCGCAAAUCUCAAACUUAGUGCGAGGAAUACUCACAGAGAGAAGCAAUCUAGGGUUAAAGAAAUAUUGGAAUCUAUAAACUUGUGGCAGAAUAGGAAGGUGAAAACGUGUUCUUUGUCCGGGGGACAAAAGAAGCGUCUAUCUAUAGCUUUAGAACUGCUGAAAAAUCCUCAAGUUAUGUUUUUUGACGAGCCCACAAGCGGGCUCGAUAGUCUAACGUCGAAACAAUGCGUCAUGCUUUUGAAACAAAUCGCUUCGACUGGUCGCACGGUGAUUUGUACGAUUCAUCAGCCAAGUGCUAUGAUUUUCGAAAUGUUUGAUCAUCUUUACGCGGUAGCUAAUGGCUAUUGUAUUUAUCAAGGAACGGUCGAAGGUCUCCUUCCAUAUUUGGAACAAAGCAACUUGAAAUGUCCACCGUAUCACAAUCCUGCGGAUUACCUUUUGGAGGUGGCAUCUGGCGAUUACGGCGACUUCACUGAAAUCUUGGUCAAGCAGUCAGAUAACGGCUUAAAUCAAGAAUGGCGAAACAAACAAAGGAACUCUCUCCAAUUUCAAUCGCUUGACCACAUAGACAAGUUAAUGGAAAGUGGGCAAAUAACCCCAGUCAAGGCCCCUCCAAUCCUGUUCAAAAAAAUAACCAAUGGUAACGCCAAAGAGGCCACUUUUUGCGGCAACAGUCAGUACCCGACUUCGUUCUGUAACCAAAUCUACGUGUUACUGAAACGGACAUUUCUCUUGAUAAGUCGUGACCGAACUUUGACAUAUUCGAGGAUAUCGACACACUUAGGAAUAGCCCUUUUUAUCGGAACACUUUAUCACGGUAUAGGAGAGGAUGCUUCGAAUGUUCUCAAUAACUUCAAUUUCUUAUUUUUCUCCGUGAUGUUUCUGAUGUUGACGGCGUUCAAUUGCGUCACAACAACCUUCCCUUCCGAAUUGCCCAUUAUUACGAGGGAGCACUUCAAUAAAUGGUAUUCGCUCAAGUCGUAUUAUUUAGCAAUAACACUAGCUGAUAUUCCAAUACAAAUGGUGGCGACACUUCUUUACGCGAUUGUUACUUACUUUCUUACAAUGCAACCAGUGGAAGCCUUUCGAAUAUUUUCAUUCCUCUUUAUGUGCGUUCUGAUAUCGCUAGUGGCGCAAAGUUUCGGAUUAUUUAUAGGCGCCAUCAUGGACAUAAAGAACGGUGUGAUAUUUGGACCAUUUUGCUUUCUCCCCUUCACAAUCUUUUCGGGAUUUUUCGUCCAAUUGAACGACUCUCAUCCCUAUAUGAGGUGGCUGUUUCACAUAUCAUUUUUGAAAUAUGGUCUGGAAGGGUUAGUUUUAUCAGUUCUGGGCUACGAUCGCGGCAAAUUGCCCUGCAGUGCGGACUAUUGCCAUUUCGUGUAUCCUGAGAAGUUUCUAGAUCAGAUGGAUAUGGAAUAUGCUCAGUAUUCAACAGCUGUGAUUUUUAUGUUAAGUCUGGUUGCUAUCAUUAGAAUUGCGGCUUAUUUCGCCUUGAGUCUGCAAAUCAAAAAGCGGACGUGAAAUUUCGUUAGUUAUGUAAAAUGUGUUCAAAUGAAAUGUGAUAAGAGAAUGAGUUAUUUAUUUUUUGUUGUUUGGUUGUCCUAGUCUUUAUAGUUUUAUAAAUAGAAACGAACAUUGAGUUGAUUUGGAUGUUAGAAUAAGGUGCACAUUGUAAGCUUUGAUAGGCCGAUUUACAAUCAAGUUUUUGUAAAAAAAUUUACAAAAUAAAUAUGAUU